Messenger RNA from Sorghum bicolor (sorghum), 3335 nucleotides. RefSeq lists its product as uncharacterized. The record is from RefSeq and is a predicted model, not a curated record. The coding region runs from base 542 to 3013 and encodes 823 amino acids. The transcript is spliced from 3 exons. NCBI's taxonomy places the organism in Eukaryota, Viridiplantae, Streptophyta, Magnoliopsida, Poales, Poaceae.
CGGUGCUUGCUACUGCUACUUUCUUCAGUGCUGCUACUUUCUUCAGUUGCGUCCUGCGUUUUGGGGUGUUAUGUUACAAAUCGAAACUGGACUUAGGUUCAGCGGUUGUUAUUAUGUAUAAACUGAUUUGCAUAGAUGGUGGCAUCUUGCGCUUUUUGUUGUUUUGCCCGUACUGCAUUUUGCGAUACAUUGAAAAGGGUAAAAAGCCGCAAAAGGUUUGGCUGCCUUUCCCCCCUGUUCCCCGGUUGAAGAGGGAGGGAGGAGGGGCGCAAAACUCACAUGGGCAUAGUGAGAUGGUACACCUGUGGGGACCUGAAUAAAAGUCUGCUUGGCUCUUGGUCUUGGGUCGCAUUAAAGCUCAAAGCGUGGGUACUUUCUCGUUUCCUUGGAGUUAGGGAGAUACUUUUGUGAUAACGAUGUAGUACAACAGUUGGAGUGCCUUGUAUUUGUAGCUUCCGAACUGUAGAUCUGAACUUGGCUAGUAGUAGUAUGUUAUUGCUAAUAUGUCAGUAGUAAUUUCAUACUCCAGAAGCUGAGAUCCAUGCGAAUCUCUCUCCUUGUCUCAUGGAAAAUUGUUCCUUUGAUACUGGUCAGCAAACAUUCUUCUCCUACCUGUACUGGAGCUCAAGGCAUUGCCACUGAAUUGAGUGAAGACCACCUGAUUAAUUGCGGCAGCAGUGAAAAUGUUUUUCCUGAAGAUACUGGAGCUCAAAUCGACGCCAGUGAAUUAAGUGAAAAUGGCCUUGUUGACUGCAGCAGCAAUUCUAUUGAGAUUGUAAACGAAGGCAGUGGAACUGAAUUACUGAUUGCUUGCACUAAUGGAAGUCAAAAUAUUGUGGGACAUCAAGUUGAGCGAGAAGACAGCUUUGAUGAAUACCAGGAUGCAUCUCCGUUUCUUCAUCAAUCUGAUUCUGAAGAUGGCGCUGCACCAAGUUCAGUAUUUUCUACAGAAAUGAAUAAAUUGAAUGCUAUCUCAGCAGGGUCAAGUGUAACUACAAAUGUAAAUUCUCUAGAAACAAAUGGAUUCCUCAAAGAUCAAUUUUCUGGAGAACCCAAUGUGACAGAUUUAUGUGUUGACUCCAUAGUUGGACGUAAUUUGGAGGAAGGAGCUCUUAGAUUGUCUGAACAUGAAUUAAACCUGAAGCUUGGGGGUCCAUAUGAACAAGCUGUGAAUGUUGACUACACUUGCGCAGAUAUGGUUGGUAAAUCUGAUGAAGCAUCUGUUCAUAGUGAGAUGAUUGGUUGUUUGAAUGCUUCAUCCAUUCAGGAAACCUGCCUGGUAAUUUUGGAACCAGAAUCAGAGUCUACAUGCUCGAGAAAGGUGGAAGGUUUUAUGGAAGAUAGAAUGCAUGUUCUUCACACCAUGCCUGAAGCAUCACCAAGAUCAGAAGUAGUGGGAUCAGAUAAUGUUCAGUUGGAAACAAUAACCAACCCUAGCACUAACCCCAUGCCUGGUGAUCUGAAUGUUGUUUGCACUGAUAAUACUGCUACAGAUUGUUCCAUGGAGCCCCCCAGACAGAACUGGAGUGUUGAGGAUGUACCAGAUGGUAAUCAACCUGUUGAGAAUUCUAGCAAGAAAACUUUGAGAUGUCCUGCUGCUGGUUUUCAGGAUGAUCUUCCUGUUACCAAGAUAAAUGAUACUCCUGUUACUAAUGUGGAUGAUGUAGAAUUCACCUUUGAGGAGAGGCCACAGACAGAUACUGUAGAAGAAAAUCUUUCCAUACAUAAGACUAACGGGUUCACUAAAGAGGAAAUCUGCAACAAGCAGUUUGACCCUGAGAUCCCUGCAGAAGAUCAAUUUUCUGUGAGUCAGAAACAUGACACUUUACUAAUGGAUCAAGCAUCUUCUGUCAAGAAUCCAUUUAAUCUAGACGAUGACAGGAAUGACGACUUAUUUGAACUUCCCACUGAGAGCUGCUUUUUGGAGGUACCAAAUGCUGUUGAAUCAAGACAGCAAGUUGACUCUACAUCCGUAAUGGUGGAUGAACCAACAGUCUCUAACCAAACUAGGAUGGCUGAAGUUCAACAAUGCCAUAACUCAACUGAACGCAUAUUAUCUGCAUCAAGUGCCAGUGAAAAUGAAGUAGUUGGUCCAGAAGACAUUCCUGUCAGCAGUAGUUCUGAACUGGUGAACAAGAGUUGCUUGACUGACCAUGGCCUGCAGGAAAAUGGGCAUACAAGUGGUGAUAUUUUUGUGCCAUCUCAGGCAGCCUCCGUGGAGCUUAGCACAAUGUCUAUGCAGGAUAUCAGUGCACUCAGUGAAGUUGAAGAAAUUAUGCAAACUGAAGAUGCUAGUGCAAAGGACAUGACUGCAGUACGUAGCAUUGAUUGUAUUGAAAUGAACCAGGCUAUCAACACUACAGAAAAUGAUACAUAUGCCGCUAAUGUUGAAGAAAAGAAGCUGAUUGAAGGCACCGCUGCAGGGAUGAAUGAGGUGCGACAGACAGAUUAUGUUGAAGAACAGACACAAGCUAGCGAUACAAAGGAGUUGAGCGCAGUACAGAACAUAGGAAAUUUUGAAGAAAAUAAGCUGACUGAAGAUAAAGAUGCAAAAGAGACUAACGUACGGUUUAAUGCAAAUGAUGUUGGACACAAAACACAAACUCCAAAGGAGAUGGCUGCAGCAGAAAGCACAUGUAGCGUUGAAGAGAAACAGCAGCUAAACAUCAUGGUUGGCCAAGAUGGAAGCAACAACAAGCUGAAUGAAGAGAUUGCAUCGACAGGCGCCAAGCUGAAUUCAGGAAGAGUUCGUGUCCCGCUGAAGGUCCUCCUCGCCGAGGCAAGCAUGGAGAACCAAGUGAAAAAACCCAGCACCAAGGAACGAGUGCUGUCGUUUCGGCGCCGGGUGACCAAGGACAGCAACUUGUCAGUGAAAUCAGGGUCACCCAAAUCUGGCUCUGACGACCAUCAUUGGAGCUCCCCAGCCAAACUGCCUCAUAAGGACGUUGACAAGAGUUCCAAAGAAAAGAAGCAGCCGUGGAUGCCGUUUAUCUGCUGCCACUCCGUGCGCUGAUGGCGUCUUCUCUCCAGAUAAUAUAUUGCAUCAGCCGACAACUCUACAUGUGCUGCUGUAACUAAUGCUAUCCGUCUUUGUGUAGAUAGUCUGUGCAAUCAAAUGGUUUGAUAUAUAAUCUAGUAUAAGAUUUGAAUCAGUGCAAUUUUGAUGUAUCCACUACCUGAUUUGUUAGACAUUUGCGCAUGAAUCUGUCUUCAUGUUCAGAUUCUGCUAGUGUUUCUGUGGACUGAACAGGCCUGGAAUCUUUACCGGAUUAAGCUCAGUGUAGCCUGCUGGUAAUUUUGCGCCAACGAAAAGAAGCAAAGUGAAAUUAACGAUA